This is a messenger RNA of Fulvia fulva, 633 nucleotides long. RefSeq lists its product as uncharacterized. The transcript has a single exon. The record is from RefSeq and is a predicted model, not a curated record. Bases 1 to 633 code for a protein of 210 amino acids. Lineage: Eukaryota; Fungi; Ascomycota; Dothideomycetes; Mycosphaerellales; Mycosphaerellaceae.
AUGUCGCGAACACGCUGGCUCCUCGCAACGCUCCUGGCCCUGUCAAGCACAGCACUAUCGAUCGACAACACAACCAUGACCAUGACCCUCUCCCCACCCAACACCCCAUCCUGCGGCACCCAAGAUACCACCUCAAACGAAGCGAUAACCUUCUCCCUCACCAACACCCCCACAACCCCCCACUGCUUCAACCUCAACAGCACCUUCACUCACCCAAACACCACAGUCCCCAACUUCACCUACACACUAACCGGAACCUCCUCCUUCGACUACAGCCUCAACUACUCCCAAAUCUCCUACUCCCAACCCGCAUCCACCUCUACCAACCUAACCUUGAAAACCUACAACGGCCUAGACUGCAACCAAGUCGCCGAAUCCGAUGGUCUGAUCGAACCCUGGACCGAGUGGACUUGUAGUACUCCUUCCUCGGGGGACGGGGAGUGUACGACGCUGCCGUACUCGGUGCGGAGUUUUGAGAUCCGGCCGGUGGGUGAGAGGGAAAGAAGGAGUGGGAUGGAGUGUGUGGUUGCUGCUGCGUAUGGGAAGGAAUCUGCCGCCUCGGGGAGGGUGAAGGUGGCGGGUUGGGGAGUGGUGGGAGUAGCGGUGGGAGUUGUGGUGGUGAUGUGUGGGUAA